Molecule: messenger RNA, 768 nt
Organism: Penicillium soppii
Lineage: Eukaryota; Fungi; Ascomycota; Eurotiomycetes; Eurotiales; Aspergillaceae
Product: nuclear transcription factor Y subunit beta
Exons: 3
Coding region: 1-768 (255 amino acids)
Biological process (GO): regulation of transcription by RNA polymerase II
Cellular component (GO): nucleus; CCAAT-binding factor complex
Molecular function (GO): RNA polymerase II cis-regulatory region sequence-specific DNA binding; DNA-binding transcription activator activity, RNA polymerase II-specific; protein heterodimerization activity
Source: RefSeq, a predicted model, not a curated record
AUGUCGUCGACCUCCCCUUCUAAGGAACCAGAACUCGACCCCGAAGUGCAUUCGGGUGAAGAACAAGAGCAUAUGGACAAGGACCAUCACGACGCGCAGGGACAUCAUGGCGAGUUUGAGGUGAAGGAGCAGGAUCGGUGGCUUCCGAUUGCAAAUGUUGCUCGUAUCAUGAAACUCGCCCUACCUGAAAACGCAAAAAUCGCCAAAGAAGCCAAGGAGUGUAUGCAGGAAUGUGUGAGCGAGUUUAUCUCGUUCAUUACCAGUGAAGCCUCGGAGAAGUGUCAACAGGAGAAGCGCAAAACGGUCAACGGCGAAGAUAUUCUAUUUGCGAUGACGUCGCUCGGUUUCGAGAACUACGCGGAGGCCCUCAAGAUCUACCUAUCCAAGUACCGCGAGGUAAUAAACCCCAAACCCAUGGACCAAUCAUCCCCACCCCAAUCGUCCCAGUCUUUUCCAUCCCAGGACAGUUUCCCCACACUCCAGAGCGGAGCCGCGCGCGCGUCACAAGCCCAUUUACUGACACGACCCCAGACCCAAUCUGCCCGUGGCGAGAACCAGCGCCCCCCAAGCGCUGGUUACGGCGCCGGAGGACCAGUGGGUGGCCCUGGUGGGCCUGGACCUGCUCGUCCCACCAGCUUCGCUGACGCCGAAGGCGCAAACCCCAUGCUGAACCCUAACAUGGACCCUUCUGAACAAGAUGCCUCCGCUUAUGGCUAUCCGGCUAUGGUUGGCCAGUCUCACAAUGGUGCUGGCGGUGAGCAAUACUAG